CCUUGUAUUCUAAGUUCUAACAGUCGACAACAUUUUACAUCCCUUGCUGUUCCAAACAUGAAAACCUCACUUCAGGAUUUUGUUGUUGGAAUUCCAAUAAGAUCAGAAGAACUCCGAGUUGAUAGGUCACUGAAGAGAUACUUACCUGACCCUGCAGAUUCAGUGCCUAAUAGGAAGAACAAGGCAAGUAAAAAAGGAGACAGUUUUGCGCAUGGAGUCCGAGAGCAUGUGAGACAUGGACCCAAUAUCACUGAAACUGUGAAGGGGAAGUUGAGCUUGGGGGCUAGGAUUCUUAAAGUAGGUGGUGUGGAGAAAGUGUUCAGACGGUUAUUUAGUGUUAGAGAAGGAGAGAAAUUACUGAAGGCUUCGCAGUGCUAUUUAUCAACCACAGCAGGUCCUAUUGCAGGCCUCCUCUUUAUCUCCACAGACAAUGUUGCAUUCUGCAGUGACAGAUCAAUCAAAAUCUCUUCUCCAAAUGGAGAGAUGAUAAGAAUCCACUACAAGGUCUUGAUUCCACUGAGGAAGAUAAAGAGAGUUGAGCAAAGUGAGAAUGUGAAGAAGCCUUCACAAAAGUACAUGGAAAUAGUUACUGUCGACAAUUUUGACUUUUGGUUUAUGGGUUUCUUAAGUUAUCAGAAAUCUUUCAAGUGUCUUCAGGAAGCUAUUUCACAAGCUUAGAGGAAUGCUAGUCAUUCAAGCAGCAGAAAUGUUAAUUCCCAUCUUCUUCUCAGAUGUACAGCUAGGAAACUCUCAAUACAAUUUCAGGCGGUGUAUUUUGUAAUGAUGAAACGCUCUCUGAUUCUUCAACUAUCACUUUACUAUUCGCAGACAAAUCAGA
Messenger RNA from Corylus avellana, 838 nucleotides. RefSeq names its product GEM-like protein 4. The record is from RefSeq and is a predicted model, not a curated record. Lineage: Eukaryota; Viridiplantae; Streptophyta; Magnoliopsida; Fagales; Betulaceae.